Messenger RNA from Didymosphaeria variabile, 393 nucleotides. RefSeq lists its product as uncharacterized. Gene Ontology annotation, biological process: carbohydrate transport; transmembrane transport. The record is from RefSeq and is a predicted model, not a curated record. Bases 1 to 393 code for a protein of 130 amino acids. NCBI's taxonomy places the organism in Eukaryota, Fungi, Ascomycota, Dothideomycetes, Pleosporales, Didymosphaeriaceae. Gene Ontology annotation, molecular function: carbohydrate:proton symporter activity. The transcript has 2 exons. Gene Ontology annotation, cellular component: membrane.
AUGGCGGCGCAGUACGGCACCAACCUACACAUGCCCGAGUCCUCCUGGGCGUGGCGCCUCCCCACCAUCGUGCAGUGUAUCCUCCCGGGCAUCGUCGCGUGCAUGGUUAUGUUCUUCCCGGAAACGCCCCGCUGGCUCAUCAGCAAAGACCGCCGCGAAGAAGCCAUCGCCAUCAUGGCCAAGUACCACGGCGACGGCGACGCGCAGUCCCCCGUUGUCCAGCUCCAGCUACACGAGAUCACCGAGGACUUUGCGCGCUUCCGCAACGAGAACCCGUGGUGGGAUCUGCGCGAGCUGUUCAACACACGGGCGGCGCGGUACCGGCUGAUGCUAGUGAUAUGCAUGAGUUUCUUCGGGCAGUGUGCGUCUCUCCCACCCUCCUUAGAUAGAUAA